This is a messenger RNA of Toxotes jaculatrix (banded archerfish), 6531 nucleotides long. RefSeq lists its product as uncharacterized. The transcript is spliced from 4 exons. The annotation marks the transcript as partial. The record is from RefSeq and is a predicted model, not a curated record. NCBI's taxonomy places the organism in Eukaryota, Metazoa, Chordata, Actinopteri, Toxotidae. Gene Ontology annotation, molecular function: catalytic activity.
UGCAGUCCUACACGCUUCUCUGCAGUUUCUCUAGAGCUGUCACCCACCCAUGAUUCUCAUGAUUCUUAUUAUUCCUACCUGUCUGCUCCCCGUCAACAAAAAGUGCAUAAAUUAAAAAGUGCAAAAGGUGUUAUUCAUAAAAACCUCAAAAAAAUUUAUACUACAAAAGCAUCUGAACCUAAAAACACCACAAUCAGAUGUGGGCUAUUAAACAUUAGAUCUCUCUUGUCUAAAUCUCUGUUAGUGAAUGAUUUGAUAAUGGAUCGGCAGAUUGAUUUAUUCUGUCUGACUGAGACCUGGCUGCAGGAGGAAGAGUAUGUCAGUCUAAAUGAGUCAACCCCUGCUAGUCAUAUUAAUUAUCACAUUCCUCGAGGCACAGGCCGAGGAGGAGGAGUGGCAGCAAUCUACCACUCAAGUUUAUUAAUUAAUCCUAGACCUAAGCCGAAAUAUAGUACAUUUGAAAGCCUUAUCCUCAGCCUCUCACAUCCAAAUUGGAAGACAGAUAAACCAGUACUAUUUGCUGUGGUGUAUCGUCCACCUGCUGCUUACUCAGAGUUUUUGUCUGAAUUCACUGAAUUUUUAUCUGAUUAAGUGCUUUGUACAGACAAAGCAAUUAUAGUGGGCCACUUUAAUAUUCAUGUUGAUACCCACAAUGACAGCCUUAAGACUGCUUUCUAUUCAGUAUUAGACUCAAUUGGCUUUUUGCAAAAUGUUAACAAACCAACUCACUGUUUCAAUCACACCCUUGAUCUUGUACUAACCUAUGGCAUAGAAGCUGAAUAUUUGACAGUAUUCCCUCAGAACCCUGUUUUAUCUGAUCAUUCUUUAGUAACAUUUGAAUUUACAAUAAUGAACUGCACAGCAUCUGAGAAAAAAAUUAACUACUGUAGAUUUCUGUCUGAUAAUGCUGUUAUCAAAUAUAAGGAAGCUAUUCCAUCUUUAUUAUCUCCGCUGCCAUGUGCCAGUUUUACAGAGGGCAAUGGCCUAAACGUUACUCCAGCAGAUAUAGACUAUCUAGUUGAUAAUACUGCUGCUUCAUUGCGUUCAACCCUUGACUCUGUUGCCCCUUUGAAAAAGAAGGUCAGUAAUCAGAGGAAGCUAGCUCCAUGGUACAAUUCACAAAUACGUACUUUAAAGCAGAUAUCACGAAAGCUGGAAAGGAAAUGGUUAUCCACUAAUUUAGAGGAAUUCCGCCUAGCCUGGAAAGAUAGCUUUAUAAUGUAUAAAAAAGCCCUCCGUAAGGCAAGAACUGCCUAUUACUCAUCAUUAAUAGAGGAAAACAAGAACAACCCUAGGUUUCUUUUCAGCACUGUAGCCAGGCUGACAAAGAGCCAUAGCUCUAUUGUACCAUCCAUCCCUCUAGCUCUCACUAGUAAUGACUUUAUGAGCUUCUUUAGCAACAAAAUAGUAGACAUUAGAGACAGAAUCCAUCUCAUCCUGCCUACAACUGUUAAUGAUGUAGGUAUGUCUAGAACAGCAUCUUUAGAAACAUCUUCCAGUCCUGAUUUGUCGUUAGACCGUUUCUCUCCCAUAGAUCUAGCUGAAUUGACUUCAAUAGUUUCUAAAUCUAAAUCAUCAACAUGUCUUUUGGAUCCUAUCCCGACCAGACUUCUUAAAGAUGUGUUGCCUUUGAUUGGCACUCACAUAUUAGAUCAGAUAAAUCUCUCGUUGGUUACAGGAUAUGUUCCACAGGCUUUUAAGGUUGCAGUUAUCAAACCUUUACUUAAAAAGCCUUCUCUGGACUCUGACAUUUUGGCAAACUAUAGACCUAUAUCCAAUCUCCCCUUUACUUCUAAAAUUCUUGAAAAGGCUGUUGCAUCUCAGUUGUGUGAUCAUCUACAUAGGAACGGUUUGUUUGAAGUUUUUCAGUCAGGAUUUAGAGUUCAUCAUAGCACAGAGACAGCACUGGUGAAAGUUACCAACGACCUUCUUAUAGCAUCAGAUAAUGGACUCGUCUCUAUACUUGUCCUGCUAGAUCUUAGUGCUGCAUUUGACACCAUUGAUCAUAAUAUCCUAUUGGAAAGAUUGGAACAUGUUAUUGGGAUUAAAGGAACAGCACUAGGCUGGUUUAAAUCAUAUCUAUCAGAUAGAUACCAGUUUGUUCAUGUUAAUGAUGAUCCCUACAUAUAUACCAGAGUAAGUCAUGGAGUUCCACAGGGUUCUGUGCUUGGACCGAUACUGUUCACCUUAUACAUGCUUCCCCUAGGCAAUAUUAUCAGGAAGCAUGGAAUAAAUUUCCAUUGCUAUGCGGAUGAUACCCAGCUAUAUUUAUCUAAGAAACCAGACGAAACAGAUCAGUUAGCCAUACUUCAGGCAUGUCUUAAAGACAUAAAGGCCUGGAUGACCUGUAACUUUCUUCUUCUGAAUUCAGACAAAACUGAGGUUAUUUUGUUUGGUCCCAAACACCUCAGAAACAGUUUAUCUAAUCAUAUAGUUACUCUGGAUGGCAUUAAUUUAGCCUCCAGUACGACUGUGAGGAACCUUGGAGUUAUUUUUGAUCAGGAUCUGUCCUUUAACUCACAUAUAAAACAAGUCUCUAGGACCGCCUUCUUUCACCUGCGCAAUAUCAGUAAGAUUAGGAACAUUCUGUCGCAGAGUGAUGCUGAAAAAUUAGUCCAUGCUUUUGUUACUUCUAGGCUGGACUACUGUAAUUCCCUAUUAUCAGGAUGUCCAGUUAACUCUCUAAAAAGCAUCCAGCUGAUCCAAAAUGCUGCAGCGAAAGUACUGACUGGAAUUAGCAAGAGAGAUCAUAUUACUCCUGUACUAACUUCUCUUCAUUGGCUUCCUGUAAAAUCCAGAAUUGAUUUUAAAAUCCUUCUCCUUACAUAUAAGGCCCUCAAUGGCCAGGCUCCUUCAUAUCUCAAAGAGCUGAUAGUACCAUAUCAUCCUAACAGACUGCUUCGUUCCCAGAAUGCAGGUUUGCUUAUGGUUCCCAAAAUCUCUAAAAGUAGAAUGGGAGGCCGAGCCUUUAGCUAUCAGGCCCCUCUCCUAUGGAACCAACUGCCAGUUUGGGUUGGGGAAGCAGACACCCUCUCUAAUUUUAAAACGAAGCUUAAAACCUUCUUGUUUGAUAAAAGAUGUGGGCUAUUAAACAUUAGAUCUCUCUUGUCUAAAUCUCUGUUAGUGAAUGAUUUGAUAAUGGAUCAGCAGAUUGAUUUAUUCUGUCUGACUGAGACCUGGCUGCAGGAGGAAGAGUAUGUCAGUCUAAAUGAGUCAACCCCUGCUAGUCAUAUUAAUUAUCACAUUCCUCGAGGCACAGGCCGAGGAGGAGGAGUGGCAGCAAUCUACCACUCAAGUUUAUUAAUUAAUCCUAGACCUAAGCUGAAAUAUAGCACAUUUGAAAGCCUUAUCCUCAGCCUCUCACAUCCAAAUUGGAAGACAGAUAAACCAGUACUAUUUGCUGUGGUGUAUCGUCCACCUGCUGCUUACUCAGAGUUUUUGUCUGAAUUCACUGAAUUUUUAUCUGAUUAAGUGCUUUGUACAGACAAAGCAAUUAUAGUGGGCCACUUUAAUAUUCAUGUUGAUACCCACAAUGACAGCCUUAAGACUGCUUUCUAUUCAGUAUUAGACUCAACUGGCUUUUUGCAAAAUGUUAACAAACCAACUCACUGUUUCAAUCACACCCUUGAUCUUGUACUAACCUAUGGCAUAGAAGCUGAAUAUUUGACAGUAUUCCCUCAGAACCCUGUUUUAUCUGAUCAUUCUUUAGUAACAUUUGAAUUUACAAUAAUGAACUGCACAGCAUCUGAGAAAAAAAUUAACUACUGUAGAUUUCUGUCUGAUAAUGCUGUUAUCAAAUAUAAGGAAGCUAUUCCAUCUUUAUUAUCUCCGCUGCCAUGUGCCAGUUUUACAGAGGGCAAUGGCCUAAACGUUACUCCAGCAGAUAUAGACUAUCUAGUUGAUAAUACUGCUGCUUCAUUGCGUUCAACCCUUGACUCUGUUGCCCCUUUGAAAAAGAAGGUCAGUAAUCAGAGGAAGCUAGCUCCAUGGUACAAUUCACAAAUACGUACUUUAAAGCAGAUAUCACGAAAGCUGGAAAGGAAAUGGUUAUCCACUAAUUUAGAGGAAUUCCGCCUAGCCUGGAAAGAUAGCUUUAUAAUGUAUAAAAAAGCCCUCCGUAAGGCAAGAACUGCCUAUUACUCAUCAUUAAUAGAGGAAAACAAGAACAACCCUAGGUUUCUUUUCAGCACUGUAGCCAGGCUGACAAAGAGCCAUAGCUCUGUUGUACCAUCCAUCCCUCUAGCUCUCACUAGUAAUGACUUUAUGAGCUUCUUUAGCAACAAAAUAGUAGACAUUAGAGACAGAAUCCAUCUCAUCCUGCCUACAACUGUUAAUGAUGUAGGUAUGUCUAGAACAGCAUCUUUAGAAACAUCUUCCAGUCCUGAUUUGUCGUUAGACCGUUUCUCUCCCAUAGAUCUAGCUGAAUUGACUUCAAUAGUUUCUAAAUCUAAAUCAUCAACAUGUCGUUUGGAUCCUAUCCCGACCAGACUUCUUAAAGAGGUGUUGCCUUUGAUUGGCACUCACAUAUUAGAUCAGAUAAAUCUCUCGUUGGUUACAGGAUAUGUUCCACAGGCUUUUAAGGUUGCAGUUAUCAAACCUUUACUUAACAAGCCUUCUCUGGACUCUGACAUUUUGACAAACUAUAGACCUAUAUCCAAUCUCCCCUUUACUUCAAAAAUUCUUGAAAAGGCUGUUGCAUCUCAGUUGUGUGACCAUCUACAUAGGAACGGUUUGUUUGAAGUUUUUCAGUCAGGAUUUAGAGUUCAUCAUAGCACAGAGACAGCACUGGUGAAAGUUACCAACGACCUUCUUAUAGCAUCAGAUAAUGGACUCGUCUCUAUACUUGUCCUGCUAGAUCUUAGUGCUGCAUUUGACACCAUUGAUCAUAAUAUCCUAUUGGAAAGAUUGGAACAUGUUAUUGGGAUUAAAGGAACAGCACUAGGCUGGUUUAAAUCAUAUCUAUCAGAUAGAUACCAGUUUGUUCAUGUUAAUGAUGAUCCCUCCAUAUAUACCAGAGUAAGUCAUGGAGUUCCACAGGGUUCUGUGCUUGGACCGAUACUGUUCACCAUAUACAUGCUUCCCCUAGGCAAUAUUAUCAGGAAGCAUGGAAUAAAUUUCCAUUGCUAUGCGGAUGAUACCCAGCUAUAUUUAUCUAAGAAACCAGACGAAACAGAUCAGUUAGCCAUACUUCAGGCAUGUAUUAGAGACAUAAAGGCCUGGAUGACCUGUAACUUUCUUCUUCUGAAUUCAGACAAAACUGAGGUUAUUUUGUUUGGUCCCAAACACCUCAGAAACAGUUUAUCUAAUCAUAUAGUUACUCUGGAUGGCAUUAAUUUAGCCUCCAGUACGACUGUGAGGAACCUUGGAGUUAUUUUUGAUCAGGAUCUGUCCUUUAACUCACAUAUAAAACAAGUCUCUAGGACCGCCUUCUUUCACCUGCACAAUAUCAGUAAGAUUAGGAACAUUCUGUCGCAGAGUGAUGCUGAAAAAUUAGUCCAUGCUUUUGUUACUUCUAGGCUGGACUACUGUAAUUCCCAAUUAUCAGGAUGUCCAGUUAACUCUCUAAAAAGCAUCCAGCUGAUCCAAAAUGCUGCAGCAAGAGUACUGACUGGAAUUAGCAAGAGAGAUCAUAUUACUCCUGUACUAACUUCUCUUCAUUGGCUUCCUGUAAAAUCCAGAAUUGAUUUUAAAAUCCUUCUCCUUACAUAUAAGGCCCUCAAUGGCCAGGCUCCUUCAUAUCUCAAAGAGCUGAUAGUACCAUAUCAUCCUAACAGACUGCUUCGUUCCCAGAAUGCAGGUUUGCUUAUGGUUCCCAAAAUCUCUAAAAGUAGAAUGGGAGGCCGAGCCUUUAGCUAUCAGGCCCCUCUCCUAUGGAACCAACUGCCAGUUUGGGUUGGGGAAGCAGACACCCUCUCUAAUUUUAAAACGAAGCUUAAAACCUUCUUGUUUGAUAAAGUAAUCAGAGAUAGUUCGGUUACCACAAUCCCACCGACGCUGAAAUCCGCACUCGGAAGACAGGGGCUUCUGAGGACGACGGAGUGGCGCAGCAGGGUACAGGGAGCAGCCAGCAAGAGGAAGCAAUGCUCCCGAAAACAAAAGAGAGGAAAGCGAGCAGGCGCGCAAUUCCGGCUGAAGGCCAGCAGGCCGCCGAUUCCAACUCUCUUUCUGGCCAACGUCCGCUCCCUGAACAACAAAGAGGAUCUGUUACGCCUGAGGCUGAGUGUUUCCACGGAGAUGAGGAACUGUGCUGUUUUCUGCCUCACGGAAACCUGGCUAAACCACAACAUGCCGGACUCAGCCUUCCAGAUCAACGGACUACAGCUUUUCCGGGCGGACCGUGACCACCAGUUAGGGAAAACACGGGGAGGAGGACUCUGUGUGUACGUGAAUGAAGGUUGGUGUACAAACUGUGGACUGGUAAAAAGUUACUGCUCUGAGGCGAUAGAACUUAAGACAGUGAAAUGUCGGCCGUCUGCCACGGGAGUUCACCGCGGUGUUCGUCACCAUUGUUUACAUCCCGCCGGGUGCUAA